Ruditapes philippinarum (Manila clam) is the source of this 483-nucleotide messenger RNA. RefSeq names its product neuropilin-2-like. The record is from RefSeq and is a predicted model, not a curated record. NCBI's taxonomy places the organism in Eukaryota, Metazoa, Mollusca, Bivalvia, Venerida, Veneridae. Bases 1 to 483 code for a protein of 160 amino acids. The transcript has 3 exons.
AUGAAGGGUGUGUUUUUGCCUCUCAUAGCAUUGAUACUUUACGUAUCAUCAGUGGAUGCAAGUCACAAUGAUCCACCAGAGUUUUUUUGUGGUGAACAAAUUGACAUAAACCCUAAUAAUGAGGUUGAAAUUACAACACCGAACUUUCCCGAUAAGUAUCCACACAGGGUUAAUUGUACAUGGACGUUCUGCUCCGUGAAUCAAAUGCACAUAAUUGUUUUGGACUUCUUCAUAUUUCAAACAGAAAGAGACAACAAUUGUGACGAUUAUGAUUAUGUCAAUAUUUUUGACGGCGAAUACAUAGGACCUAAUCUUAUUGCCACAUUUUGUGGUGAUAAUUACUGUGAAGGAUAUCAGAGUGGAUUUUACCCAUUGGAAGAAGUUGAGAGCACAGGAAGAUGUAUGACACUCUACUUUCGUACAGAUGGUUCCGUCCGACACCUAGGUUUCCUAGCAAGGAUUAAUUCUAUGCCUGGUAUGUAA